AAGGUUUGUUAUUUGACUUAAAGUUUUCCAGUAUUUUAAAAAAAUGACGUAACAACCAUAAGGUCAGACCGUGCAACAGGCAGCGCUGUUGAUAACAGAACAAAGUGUGUGUGCCACAAGUUAAUUUAAACUAAAAAAACUUUAAAAAUGGCAGAAGUAGGCUGGGAUGAUGUAACUUAUUUGAGAAAAAAAGCACCGCGAGCAAGUGAGAACAAGUCAAGCAAGGCUAUAAAUGCUGCAAUGCGAUCUGGUGGACAAAUCGAAACCUCAAAGAAAUACGGGGGUGGUGGUAAUAAACAACAUAUCGGUGGGCGUGACACUUCAGCAGUGUGCAGAGAUACAGAGGAAACUAAAAUUGAAACAGUUUCAUUGGAUGUUGGAAAAAUAAUACAAAAAGGAAGACUGGAAAAAAAUCUGACACAAAAAGAUCUUGCAACGAAAAUCAACGAAAAACCUCAAGUUAUAAAUGAUUACGAAGCUGGCCGAGCAAUACCUAAUAAUCAGAUUCUCAGCAAGAUCGAACGAAUCAUUGGGCUAAAACUUCGUGGAAAGGAAAAAGGCCAGCCGAUCGUACCCAAGGGUAAGAAGUGACCGGUCACUUUGUGGAGCGGAAUUUGGUAAACGAAGCAUAGUGAUGUUUAGCAAGAGAACUCUCUGUUAAGAAUGUAAAAAAAAAACAUUUAAAGUGACAUUAAAGAAACUUAUCUUCAUAUAAGCUGGUGUUAAAUUCGAUAAAAUAGACCUUUUUCGAACUUUAAGGGUUUUUUCCAACUUGUUAUAUGUUUUCUUCCGAUCACUCCGAAGUUCAUUCAAGUGUUUUUUAAUUUGCCCCUCAAUUCCACGUAAGGAAUUACUGUUUACGCACUCAAUUUAUGGUCCAAUGUGACAUAAUUAAAAAAACCGUUGUAUCUUGCAAUAUAUCUUUGACAAAAAUUGUAUUUGAUCAAGUCUGUUUAGAAUAUUUAGUUAUAUAUUCGGGAAA
This is a messenger RNA of Hydractinia symbiolongicarpus, 982 nucleotides long. RefSeq names its product endothelial differentiation-related factor 1 homolog. Gene Ontology annotation, molecular function: DNA binding. The transcript has 7 exons. Gene Ontology annotation, cellular component: nucleus. Lineage: Eukaryota; Metazoa; Cnidaria; Hydrozoa; Anthoathecata; Hydractiniidae. Bases 148 to 591 code for a protein of 147 amino acids. The record is from RefSeq and is a predicted model, not a curated record.